Messenger RNA from Diplodia corticola, 1698 nucleotides. RefSeq names its product nedd8-like protein. The record is from RefSeq and is a predicted model, not a curated record. Bases 1 to 1698 code for a protein of 565 amino acids. Lineage: Eukaryota; Fungi; Ascomycota; Dothideomycetes; Botryosphaeriales; Botryosphaeriaceae. The transcript has 6 exons.
AUGUCUCCUCCUCGCCUCACUUCCCUCCGGCUCCUCCUCCUCCUCCUCCUCCUCCAAGCCGUAUCAAUCUACACCAGCAGCAGCAGCAGCAGCAGCAGCAGCAGCGUCAGCAUCUUCGCCCACGCCCAAACCCCGCCGAACAACAACACCAAUCAAAAAAUCCAAUGGGGCCCCUGCGCCAUCGACCCGUCGCCUUCGUUCCAGUGCGGCAACGUCACCGUCCCGCUCGACUGGACCGACAACGCGUCCGCGCCGCUGACCAUCGAGCUGAUCAAGUACGUGGCGUCGAAGGGGGAGAGGAAUGGGAGCGGGAGUGGGAGUGGGAGUGGGAGCGCAAAGAGCAUCCUGGUCAACUUUGGCGGGCCCGGGGCGAGCGGGCAGCAGCUGAUGGUCACGCUGGGGCCGGUGUUGCAGGCCGUGACGGGCGGACACUACGACCUGAUCAGCUUCGAUCCUAGAGGCGCAGGCAAAACCAUCCCCCUCUCCUGCCACAAGACGGCGGCGGCGCGCGUCAACUUCACGCUGCAGAACCCGUACGUCAACGGGCACGAGUCGGACACGGCGCUGGGGCGGCUGUGGGCGAGCGGGCAGAACAUGGCGGCGGCGUGCGCGGACGCGGACGCGGACGCGGACGGCGGGGACGGCGGGAGGGAGGACGGCAUCGGCGGGUUGCUGGGGUUCGCGUUUGGGGCGAGGGAUUAUGUGCGGGUUGCGGAGGUGUUGGGUGGGGCGGGUGGGGAUGGGUUGGUGAGGUAUUAUGGUCUAUCUGCCGGCACUGUUCUGGGCGCCACCAUCGCCGCCAUGUUUCCGGACAGGAUCGACCGGAUGGUGUUGGACGGGGUGUGGAACAUCCACGAGUAUUACCAUUCCCACGCCGUCGAAGGCUUCACCUCCACCGACGCCACCUUCACCGGCUUCCUCCACGCCUGCCUCGCCGCCGGUCCCUCCAACUGCGCGCUCGCAGCCGCAGCCCCACCCGCAACCAACGCCGCCGACCUCGAAGCCGCGACCUACGCCCUCAUCGAGCGCGUCAAAUACCACCCGAUCCCGCACGCCGGCAAGCUCGUCGACUACACCUUCGUGCGCAACGUCGUCUUCCUCGGGCAGACGACGGUCGCGCAGUGGCCCGCGCUGGCCGCCUUCCUCGCCGCCCUCUUGUUCUCCACGCCGCAGAACGCGACGACGGCGCUGGACGCCGCUCUUCAAACGCUGUCGGCGGGCGAGGACCCCGCCUUCACCGAGAGCCGGUUCGGGAUCCAGUGCGGGGACAAGCCGGGGCGGGCGGCGGCGCUGGCGGACGUGCUGGGCGUCGUCGAGGCCGUGUCGGCGCGGAGCCGGCUGGCGGGGGACAGGAUCGCGUUCGACGUCGAGACGUGCGCGCAGUGGAGGAUGGGGGCCAAGGAGCGGUACCUGGGCGAUUUCGACGUGGCGACGCGGCAGCCCGUCUUGGUGAUUGGGAACACGUAUGACCCCGUGACGCCGCUGGUGUCGGCGAGGAAUGCGAGUGCGAGUUUGAAGGGGUCGGUGCUGCUGGAGCACCAUGGGUUUGGGCAUUGCUCUCUUCAGCAGGUCUCGCGGUGUACUGCGAGGCUGACUACGGCGUACUACGAGAACGGGACGCUGCCGGAGCCGGGGACGGUCUGCGAAGUGGACCUUCCUCCGUUCUCGAACGUGACGUGGCAGGAUGUGCUGCUCUGA